Gossypium arboreum is the source of this 551-nucleotide messenger RNA. RefSeq lists its product as uncharacterized. The coding region runs from base 51 to 551 and encodes 166 amino acids. The transcript has a single exon. NCBI's taxonomy places the organism in Eukaryota, Viridiplantae, Streptophyta, Magnoliopsida, Malvales, Malvaceae. The record is from RefSeq and is a predicted model, not a curated record.
GUUUCUGGAGGAUAACCCGUGAGUUUUGUAAAGAAAUUUUUCGUUUAGGCAUGGAGGCCUAUAAAUACAUGGUAUCUGGUCCUUGUAAAAAUAUAAAACCGUCCAACAAGUCUGAAAUAUCUAAAAAAGAAGCCAUAGUUUUGUACUUUGUUGUCAUGUCACUUUCAAUAGAAGCUUUAGCUAUGGCGGGGGUGGAUUAUGUUGAAUGGGGUUUAGACAUUGAAGAAUGGGAGCGUGAGGAUGAGCUGCCUCCGCCACAUUUACUGGCAGAUGACAACGAGAAGGAAGAAGAAGAAUUCAUGAAAAGGCAUGCUUCGACUAGGCAAGGCUUUUCUGCUUUUAUCAACAAUACAAGUCCGCCAAGCUACAAUCUGGAAGAUAGUGAAAGAUCAGUGAGUGAGCUUUGCAAUCCAGGAGUUGUUCGGUACUGGAGAAGUAAAAUGGAGAAGAUAAGGUUCUAUUUCAUGUCAAUUGCAAAAAUGAUGCCAACCUUGAUAAAGCUGUUGAUGAUUUCAUGGAUUGAACGAAGAUUGAACCAUAAGUUAUCGUGA